This is a messenger RNA of Hyaena hyaena (striped hyena), 4442 nucleotides long. RefSeq names its product tripartite motif containing 4 (gene TRIM4). Lineage: Eukaryota; Metazoa; Chordata; Mammalia; Carnivora; Hyaenidae. The record is from RefSeq and is a predicted model, not a curated record. Gene Ontology annotation, molecular function: zinc ion binding; protein binding. The transcript is spliced from 7 exons. Bases 278 to 1426 code for a protein of 382 amino acids.
CUGCUCGCAAGGGCUCCUCCGGUCCUCUCUAGGCGUCCCGGAGCAAGUUCCGCGUCUCUAUUGCUGGCCCGAGGCUCAGCCCACGUCCCGUCGUGCCUCGCGGCGCCCUCGAGUCGCGGAAACACAGCGGCUGCCUGGCUCCGGCUGGGGUCCUGCAGCGCGCGCGGGGAAGGGUCGCCGCUCGGUCAGCGCCGCCCGGGGCCCGAGGCCCCGGAGGACUUUCCCGUCCCGCCCGCAGUCCCGCGCCUUGCGUCCGGUCCCGCGGCGGAGAAGCGGCAUGGAAGCCGAGGACCUCCAGGAGGACUUGACCUGCUCCAUCUGCCUGGACUAUUUCGAGGACCCAGUGUCCAUCGAAUGCGGCCAUAACUUCUGCCGCGGCUGCCUGCACCGCAGCUGGGCGCCGAGCGGCGGCGCGUUCCCCUGCCCCGAGUGCCGGCAGCCGUCGGCGCCCGCCGCUCUGCGGCCCAACUGGGCCCUGGCCCGGCUGACGGAGAAGACGCGGCGCCGGCGACAGGGCCCGGUGCCCCCUGGCCUGUGUGGCCGCCACUGGGAAGCGCUGCGGCUCUUCUGCGAGAACGACCAGCGGCCCGUGUGCUUGGUGUGCAAGGAGUCGCAGGAGCACCAGGCGCACACCAUGGCGCCCAUCGACGAGGCCUUCGCCAGCUACCGGGAAAAACUUCUUGAGACUCAGUGUAGUCUGACGGCCAAGAUGAAGAAAGCCAUGCAUUUGCAGGACAUGGAAGUGAAAAAUGCUACUGAGUGGAAGGAGAAGAUGAAAAACCAGCGAAUGAGAUUCGGUGCAGAGUUUGCAAAGCUGCACCACUUCCUGGCCGAAGAAGAGCAGCAGUUUCUUCAGAGACUAAGCAAGGAAGAGGAAGAGACAAAGAAGAAACAGAAUGAGAACACGUUAAAGCUCCAUCAGAUGAUCACUUCCUUGAAGGAGCUCAUCCUAGAGGUCGGGAGGAAGAGCCAGAGCCCCGCCCUGGAGUUGCUGCAGAAUCCAAAAGAUGUAUUGACCAGGAGUGAGAACCAAGAUGUGAACUAUUCCCCUGAAGUUCUAACAGUGAAGACUGUGUGCAAGAUACCCAUGAUGAAGGAAAUGCUGAAGCGAUUCCAAGUGGCUGUAAAUCUAGCUGAACACACAGCCCAUCCCAAACUUGUCUUCUCCCAGGAAGGGAGAUUUGUGAAAAAUGGAGCAUCAGCCAGUUCUUGGCCAUUGUUUUCCUCAGCUUGGGGCUACGUUAGUGGAUGGAGGAACCCUCCAAAGACCACACAGUCUGUGGAAAGAUUUCAGCACUUACCCUGUGUUUUGGGAAAAAACGUUUUCACUUCAGUGCGCAUGGAAGUGCCACGUGAAGACACAGAGAGAAGAUGGCUGCGGGAGAGAUUGGUGUCAUGCUGCCACAAGCCAGCUGAGGGCUGCUAGAAGCUGGAAAAGGCAAGGAAGAACCCUUCUCUAGGAGCUUUUAGAGGAGCAUGGCUCUGCCAACCCCUUGAUUUCAGACCUAUAGCCUCCAGAACUGUGAGAUGAUAAACUUUUGUUAUUUUAAGCUUCUGGUUUGUGGCUUGUUACGGAGCCUUAGGAAGCAAAUACAUGUGCCCAUCAGGACUUCUCCAGUGCCUGCCUUGUUUGUUUCCAGUCCUUAGGAAACUCAUCACUACCUUUCUUCCAUCUUCCUCCUGAGCUGUUGAGCCAGCUUCUGCUACAAAGUCUAGCUUUCUGACUUCAAGUGGGCUCCUUGAGCUGCUUAGUGAACAACACUUAUUUUUUUACCCCUUGACUUUCUCUUACAUCUCUGGUGGCAGUGAUUCCAGACCAUUUCCUCCUCUCUCAAGGCUUCAUGAGCCCUCAUUCAUACUAGUAUAGGGGAGGGAAACUUUACCUCUACCUGUCUUAGGUUUUCAGCUGGGCCUCUUAACAAGAAGUCAGAUUAACAAGAGAAAAACAGUUUAUUAAUACAUGCAGCACACACCAUUCAGGAGAAACCUAAAAUGAAGAGUAACUCAAAGUGGAGGCUUAGAAUUCUGGCUUACAUAGUACUUUUAACAAAUAAUAGUACAUUUGUGGAGAGAUGACAGGAUGAAGGAAGAAUAUCUUAGCCUUCCAGGUGUGGCAGUCCGUGGGAAGGUAAAUGCAUGUGAGGAAACUAAUGGAAGAAAUGCUUGUUUGCAGAUUCCUCUUUGGUGUUAUCUCCAGCAAAAGGAGAAUGUAUAUCCUGUCUGCAGACAGAAAAAGGGGAGCUUUUUCUGGGUUUGCUGCUCUUAAUUGCCUUCAGCUCAUGCUAAAGAGGCAUAUUUUGGGCUGACACAUUCUGGUUUCCUUCACUAUUAUAAAAGACCUUGCCUCUUUUACUGAGAAUAUUCUUCUCUUCUCUUACUCUACCUAUUUUAUUACCAAAAUUUUUUGCCUCUUUUGUGUGUCUUGAUAUUGGCUCCUCUCAGGUAUGGGAUGGGACACAGGUAUCAUAUUUACUAAAAAUGAAAUAAACUCUUAUGAUGCUUCUGAUGUACAAACAGAACUAUUACAAAAACUUGUAAUAGUUUUCAGUGUUACUUAGGGAUUUUUCUGAGUCUUUACUAUGUUAACAUGUUAUGACAUAUUGGAAGAGGUAUUUUAUUACACAGGAUUUCUCAAACUUAUUUCACCACAGGAACUAACUGAGGGACCAGCUCAGAGACUUCCCAGAACAUGGUUUGGUAACAACUAUUUAUCCUAAACUUUCUCCAGAAGAUCUUGACUCUCUCAGAUUUCAACCUAGACUUGCACUGCCCCACCCUGAAAGUUGAUGGGUACGUGCAUAGGUGCUAUAAGCACAAAUGUCUAUACUGUGUGAUAGUGGAUAAGGCUCUGCUGAAAUCUUUUCUCUUGGAGACUGGGUUUUUGUUAUGUAGAGCAUUCUAGGCACAUAUUUCAAUGAUGUCUAUUCCUCCUCCUCCUGGCUCUGGCAGGAGGAGAUCUUUCUCAACUUUUCAUUCUGAGAAUUUGGUGGAGUUCCUGGAGGUAAAUCCAUAAAUAUUUGCUCUCCAACCCCCAACCCUGCAGCUCCCAGAAGUUUCUCACCCUUAAGCUAGCCCACGUUCAAUCUCACACUCAACCUUCAUCAAAAGCAUUAUUUAUUCCUACAAGUUUAUAGCUCUGGUGGAUUUUGCUUCUCCUUUGCUAAGGAGAUCUUAGCUUUGCCUCUGUGGAUUUGCCUGUCUAUCCAGAUUUUGGGGUUGCAGUUUGCCAUACAACCUCAGUUCUCUGAUGGGCCCAGAAAAAGCUGUUGCUUUUCAGUUUUCUCAUCUUUUUCUUGUAAGGAUGUGAGUUAUGACUUCCUGAUUCUUUACACAUAGGAGCUGAAACUGCAAGUCUUUCAUAAUAUAUCAUAAUAUUAAAAUAGGCUUCUUUUGAGACCCCUGUAUGGUUAAUUGUGUCAUCUCAACUAAAGGAUGCCUAGAUAGCUGGUAAAACAUUACUUCUGGGUGUGUCUGUGAAGGUGUUUCCAGGAGAGAUUAACAUUUGAACUGAUAGACUGAGUCUAUCACAUUUUCACCAAAGUGGGUAGACAUCGUCCAAUCAAUGGAGAGUCCGAAUAGAACAGCAGAGAGGCAAGUUUCUCCUCUGCCUGAGCUGGGACAUCCAUCUGCCCAGGAACUUUGGGGCUCCUGGUUCUUGGGCCUUCAGACAUGGAAUGGGACUUAUACUAUUGACCCCCUAAUUCUUGAGCCUUUGGACCCCAGCUGGAACUUACACCAUUAGUUCCCUUAGUUUUCAGGUCUUUGGCCUUGGAUUGAAUUACAGCACCAGCUUCUUCCCUCAUUUUUCAGCUUGCAGACAGCAGAUUGUAGGACCUCUUGGCCUCCAUGAUGAUGUGAGGUAAUGGCCAGUGAUCUGUCCAUUCUGUUGGUUCUGUUUUUCUGGAAGACCCCUUGUUUGUUUGUUUUUUAAUCAUCUAGUCUUUCCGUUCUUAACUGUUAGUCUUAAACUAUUUGCCUUUAAAGUUAUUGUUUCUAUCCAACAUGGGCCCAGCAGAAUAGCUCCUGAAAAGAAGGGUGGUGAGAAGAAGGGCUAUUCUAUCAUCAAGAUAGUGACAAGAGAAUACACCAUCAAUAUUCACAAGCAUCCAUGGAGUGGAUUUCAAGAUGUGUGCCCUGUGGGCACUCAAAGAAAUCUGAAAACUUGUCAUGAAGGAGAUGGGAUACUUCAGAUGUGCACAUUGAUACUACUGUGGGCCGAAGGAAUAAGUAAUGUUCUAUACCAUGUGCAUUUGUGGUUGUCCAAACAACAAGGAUGAAGAUUCAUCAAACAGACUCUCUACAUUGGUUACCUAUGUACUCGUCAUCACUUUCAAAAAUCUCCAGACAGUAGAUGUGGAUGAGAACUAACCACUGAUUGUCAGAUAAAGGUAUAAAACUGCAAGAAAAAAAGCUAUUGUUUGAUACAGUUUGAUGAAAAUAUA